GGCUGCGGGGGGUGACCCGGGCAAUUUAGUUAAUCCAUUAACUACUAAUUGUCUCCUCCUACCCUGUUGCUUGGACAAACAGCCCGGUGGGGGGGAAGUCAAGCCCCAGUGACCUAUAAAAGUCACGCUGGUAGAGGAGGCAGCCACUGUCACUGCAUGGAUCCCUGCAGUCCUGUUUUUCUGCACAUCUACUGGGACUUUUAAGCGUUGGAUUUUGAUUUGUGUGGCGUCAUAGACAAGUGACUCAUCUUUUCUUUCUCUCUGAGCCACCCUGUCUUGAGUUAAUCGUUUUCAGUCUCUCUCAAGCUUAUUUUUUCAUUAAUUUGUUGGUGGAAAAUUAUGUUGGGUAAACUUUGGAUGCUCUGUCUGUGCUUCUCCUGGGCUGAAGCUCGGAUAUGGGCCUGGAUGCUCAACAUGCCUCACAGCCCUCCGAAAGAAGGAGCGAAGGCACUCAGAGAGAGCGCUCCGGUGGCCAAAGCAAUCAUGGCUGUGUGCGACCAUGACAGGGUCUGUGGGCGAGGUUUCUCCUGUGAUCGACACUUCGGUCUUUGUGUUCCUCUGCGUGGGGAGGGACACUACUGUCGGAGGGAUUCCCAGUGUGUCCGCGGACUCAGCUGCAUGUUUGGGAAGUGCCACCGCAGCAUCCCUAACGGACAAGAGGGUGCCAGGUGUAAAGCUGAUAGGGACUGCGGGGCGUCCAUGUGUUGCGCGCGACAUCACGGCGAGCAGGUGUGCAAGAGGCGUCUGAUCAGCGGUGAGAGCUGCUACGUUCCUGAUGGCGGCCUGGCAUUCAGCAUCAACCAGAUCUGUCCCUGUGAUGAGGGGCUGCUGUGUCGAGAAAACAGCGCAGCUUACCAGAGAGAGUAA
Messenger RNA from Centropristis striata (black sea bass), 867 nucleotides. RefSeq names its product dickkopf-related protein 3-like. NCBI's taxonomy places the organism in Eukaryota, Metazoa, Chordata, Actinopteri, Perciformes, Serranidae. Gene Ontology annotation, molecular function: co-receptor binding; receptor antagonist activity. The coding region runs from base 340 to 867 and encodes 175 amino acids. Gene Ontology annotation, cellular component: extracellular region. The record is from RefSeq and is a predicted model, not a curated record. The transcript is spliced from 3 exons. Gene Ontology annotation, biological process: multicellular organism development; negative regulation of canonical Wnt signaling pathway.